GAUGACAUCUUCUGUGCAAACAUCGCAAACUUUACAGUCUUCUUCGGAAACCAAAUUUAAGUCUUUUGUGAAAGACUUAAUUUUUGGUGGUACGGCUGGUGGUAUUUCCAAAACUGUUGUUGCACCACUUGAAAGGGUAAAGUUGUUGUUGCAGGUUCAAGCCUCUAACGUUCAAAUUCCUGAAGAGAAACAUUAUAAAGGCAUAUUAGAUUGCAUUCGAAGGGUUCCAAAAGAACAAGGCUUUUUAUCUUUUUGGAGAGGCAACAUGGCUAAUGUAUUGCGAUAUUUCCCUACACAAGGGUUAAAUUUCGCCUUCAAGGAUAAAUAUCGUGGACUCUUUCUGGAAGGUGUGAACAAAGAUACUCAAUUCUGGCGUUAUUUCGCAGGAAGUUUAGCAGCAGGUGGAGCUGCAGGUGCAACAUCUCUCUUUGUCGUAUAUCCGAUGGACUUUGCAAGGACACGUAUGGGAGUUGAUGUUGGAAGAGGUGAAACCCGUUUAUAUAAUGGAAUUAUAGAUUGCAUCGCAAAAACAGCAAAAACUGACGGAGUUUUCGGUUUAUAUAGAGGGUUUAAUGUCUCCUUGAUAGGAAUCAUUGUUUAUCGAGCCGCGUAUUUUGGAGGUUUUGAUACUGCCAAGUCAUUUUUGCUAACCGGAAAACUGGAACAUAAUAUAUUUCUUUCUUGGGUUAUUGCUCAAACUGUAACUACAGCUGCCGAAGUUGUAUCGUAUCCUUUUGAUACUGUUCGCCGUCAUAUGAUGAUGCAAGCAGGACUUCCUAUUGAGCAAAGAAGAUUUCGUAGUUCUUGGGAUUGUACCAAAAAGAUUUUUGUAGAAGAAGGUUGGAGGUCAUUCUUUAAAGGAAACUGGUCAAAUAUUCUUCGUGGAGCAGGAGGAGCUUUGGUUUUGGUCAUUUAUGAUGAGUUUAAGCGUUAUUUGUGAAGAUGCUCUUUGGCUUUUCUAUUGUAUGAUAUAUAUAUAUAUAUAUAUAUAUGCAGCAACUGGUAGCCUUGCAUGUUUUAUGAGUUAUUGUUGUUUUAGUUGCUGGUAGAUAUUUGUUAGGAAUAAGACUUCUAGGAUAGAAACAUGUUGUGCUGGUGAACAACCAUUUCAUGAACAUAGAGUGCCUCAGUUUCGGUGCUAGUUGUCUUUAGUUGUUGUCUUCUCUUUCCAUUAUGAACUGUCAUUACUAACUUAAUGGCUGUUCAAUAAAUAUGCUUUGUUGAUA
This is a messenger RNA of Galdieria sulphuraria, 1226 nucleotides long. RefSeq names its product mitochondrial carrier, adenine nucleotidetranslocator. Bases 2 to 940 code for a protein of 312 amino acids. The record is from RefSeq and is a predicted model, not a curated record. Gene Ontology annotation, biological process: mitochondrial ATP transmembrane transport; mitochondrial ADP transmembrane transport. Gene Ontology annotation, cellular component: mitochondrial inner membrane. The transcript is spliced from 2 exons. Gene Ontology annotation, molecular function: ATP:ADP antiporter activity. NCBI's taxonomy places the organism in Eukaryota, Rhodophyta, Bangiophyceae, Galdieriales, Galdieriaceae.